CCCUACAAAGAGCGCCUCCGGCCGCAUGUCCACGCAUUGCGCGUCCCCGAGCCCCGCGCAGGCAUGGCUCUCCUCCUGGAGCACCAGUUCAAACAGCUAUCCGCCGACCGGCAAGUGGAGACCAGACCCUUCCUGGAGUCCGUGUCCCACCUCCCGCCGUUCUUCGACUGUCUUGGCUCGACGGUUUUUGCUCCAAUUAAAGCGGACAUCAUGGGGAACAUCACAAAUAUCAAGGCGGUUUAUGACAGCAACCCAGGCCGGUACAAGACUCUUCAGCUCAUCCUCGAAGCGGAGAAAGAGAUGCAUGGAUCCCAGUGGCCCAAGGUUGGAGCCACUCUGGCGCUCAUGUGGCUAAAAAGGGGUCUUCGCUUCAUCCAAGUUCUGCUGCAAAGCCUAGUGGAUGGGGAGAGGGAUGAGAAUAACCCCAACCUGAUCCGCGUCAAUGCCAACAAGGCUUACGAGAUUGCGCUGAAGAAGUAUCACGGCUGGUUGGUCCAGAGCCUCUUCAAGGUGGGAAUGCUGGCCGCCCCCUACAAGUCAGAUUUCCUGAAGGCCCUGUCCAAGGGGAGGGACGUCAAGGAAGAGGACUGCUUGGAAAAGAUCCGCCAGUUCCUGGUCAACUUCACUGCCACCGUGGACACCAUCUACGAGCUGUAUAUGAAGAUGAAUGCCGAGCUCGACUAUACCGUGUGAUCCUCUUCCAUUCACACACCUCCAUGUGGUGGUGCACUUCAGACAAGCGGCUCAACUCCCAGCCGCACCUGUGGCUUCCUUCCACAUCAUUGUUCAUAACCUAGACUUUCACACCUGUGGAUGGCGUGUGUCCUCCUGUCCCGUGCCUUUUCCCUGAAUGCCUUAGCUUACAUCUUCUGCAGGGGUUCGUCCCGCAGUUUUAAUGCGCUCAAGUCUCGUACGUUGAAUUUACAGCAUAGAGCAGGCGUUGGCCACACACACACACAGACAGAACCGUUUUCAGUGUCAGGGUCAGCGACUCUGGCUUUGAUGGGUUAUUAUUUGCAAUACAGUCCAGGUAGCUUUGAGGAUUUCAGUUUUAACACUGAUGAUGGAUCUGAAUCCUUGGAUCUAAAGCACAAAUAUCUGAUGCUUGACUUAAGGUAUUUUUUAAAAUAUAUAAAAUCCCCUUUUACUGUGUAAUUUAUAGUUGUAUUAACAAUCCUUUUGAAUGUUAUCUCCAGUUUCAGAAAUGCAAUAUAUAGUUAUUCUUGGUUCACUUGUAUUCAUUUAAUUUUUUUCCUGAGUGAAUUAUACACUUCUACAGUUUCUUCUAAAACGUGUAGGUUGUUCUUGCUUGGAAAAUUGACGUCUGUCUUGAAAGCUUUCCUUUUCUGUAGGAUGACAGUGGUUGAAAUUUUUGAUAUUAGCAGUGCUACCCGUGGUAUCAGUCAAAAGUGUGAGUACACCUGGCCAGCGCCUCCAUGGGACAAUCUGGGCUGGAGCGUGAAAGCAAAGCAACACACGAGUGUUUGGCAUCUGUGGCAACUGCUACAAAAGAGCUGGUCAGAUGUGAUGCCUCAUCUACUACUAACAAUGACUAGUUUCCAGGAAGUGUGCUCAAAUUUUUGACUGGUGUUGUGUAUGAAGCUAUAUAUGAUGAGCUGGAAACUUAAUAUAUAUGAUGCGCUUCAGAUGACUUUUUUGUUUUAUUGUAAAGAAUUUUUAUUGCACCUUUAUUUCGGAGCCAUGCAAGAAGAGUAUGAUGCUGUUCCAGAUCUCUGCUUCUGUGUGAUCUUCUCCCCCUGGUCCCUCAAAAUGUUUCUCACCCAUCGAGGACAUUUGUCAUCGCGGCCUGCCUUUUUACACACUCACGUGUUAUCUAACGACUUCUUUUAAAACAGAGUUAAGUGUUUUAAUUAAGAAUUAAACUAGUUUCUCUAGUAUAUUUUAGUAAUAGUUUAGUAUAUUUUUCCAUACAAGAUUAAAGCGAUGAACCAAAGAAUUAGUUGUUUGGGUAAUGAAGAGACGUAUGUCCACUGCUAAGUGCUAAUAAUUCCAACAGCUCUGUUUGUUUUCAUAGAUCUACACCAAGAGUUUGGCUUACGUAUGAAUUAAAGUUUUUUUUUUUUUUGGAUGACCUCACAAAAUGUUCUCCAUGCUCGAACAUUUCAGAACGUCUCUUUCACCCACUACCAUACAUUCAUGUUUGAAGGACCAUGUUAGUCGUGUGUGUCGAGACCUGAUGGCGCCUUCACUGUGUAGAAGCGUGUGUUCUGUAACAGAUGCUUUGUAUUUGACACAUCUCCCAUAGCGGAGAUUUAAGUAGGAAAUGGGACAGGACUUGGCAGCGCGCUGCAGAGCUCCCUGUUAACAAUGGACUUGUCUCUGUGUGUGGAGCACAGCACCAGCCACUUCAAAUGACUGUGUUUUGCAGGAAGGAGCAGCUCUCUAAGUGUUGAGCAGCGUACACACGUCGCUGUGUUCUGCAGGUGAAUUGUGCAUCUUGGUGUGUUGGUGUUCGUAUGAUCAGUGUUUGGCUCCCAGUGAAACCAGCUGCACUGAGCUCUAUCUCUUGUUUCUGCUGCACCAUCUCAAGACCUUGCGAAGGUUCACAGGUAAUGUGAAAGGACUUCUUUGUGUGUGUGUGUGUUCACCUUCAACAGGACUAAUGCCGAGAUGAGCGUGAGUCUU
Scleropages formosus (Asian bonytongue) is the source of this 2646-nucleotide messenger RNA. RefSeq names its product glycolipid transfer protein a (gene gltpa). Gene Ontology annotation, molecular function: ceramide 1-phosphate binding; ceramide 1-phosphate transfer activity. The record is from RefSeq and is a predicted model, not a curated record. Gene Ontology annotation, cellular component: cytosol; cytoplasm; membrane. The transcript has 5 exons. Bases 64 to 693 code for a protein of 209 amino acids. NCBI's taxonomy places the organism in Eukaryota, Metazoa, Chordata, Actinopteri, Osteoglossiformes, Osteoglossidae. Gene Ontology annotation, biological process: intermembrane lipid transfer; ceramide transport.